This is a messenger RNA of Penicillium olsonii, 5571 nucleotides long. Lineage: Eukaryota; Fungi; Ascomycota; Eurotiomycetes; Eurotiales; Aspergillaceae. The record is from the annotation of a GenBank genome assembly.
AUGAAUGUCGAUGAGCUCUUCAAGAAGCCAUCCUCAGGUGGAAGCGCCAAGCGCAAGUUCGAGCCCCUCACAGACCCUAACGAGGUGUACAAAUCAGCAAAGCUCGAAUCCGAUGGCGAUGCCAGAUCAAAUGGCAAGACACCCAUGGUGGAGGAUGAGGUUGACGAUGGGGAAGCUGGGCCCGAGCUUCCCCCAGACUUCGAGGAGGAUGUGCCAGACGACGAGGAAGGACGUUUCUUCGGCGGCGGAAUGGAACACAAGACCGCCCAAGCAAUGGAAUAUAUUGACGAAAACGAAGGCGAAGAGGCUGCGCCCGAGAACUUCGACUCCGCGUGGGUACGCCGAUUCGCAUUGAACUUUGAACGGAAGAUCUCGAAAAAUGCCGAACUACGAGCAAAGUUCGAGAACGACCCUAAGAAAUUCAUGGUUUCCGAGGCAGACCUCGACAGCGAGAUCAAGGGUCUAUCGAUCCUCGCCGAGCAUCCAGAACUUUAUGAAGAGUUUGCAAAGAUGGGAUGUGUGGGCUCCUUGAUCUCCUUGCUGUCGCAUGAAAAUGCCGAUAUCGCAAUCGACGUCAUCCAGAUCAUAGGUGAAUUAACAGACGAAGAUGUUGAAGCGGAGCAAGAACAAUGGGAAAUUCUGGUCAACGCAAUGUUGGAAGCCGACCUCAUUGAAUUGUUGACGCAGAACCUCUCCAGACUUGAUGAAGGGUCCGAAACCGACAGAGCGGGCGUCUAUUAUGUGCUCAAUGUUUUGGAAAACCUUGCCUCCCAGACACCACACGCUGAGACCAUUGCACGAGAUGCUGCAAUCUUGCCGUGGAUCCUAUCUCGUAUCCAGCAAAGAGAAGUGACUGUGUCCCAGAAUAAACAAUACGCAGCAGAGGUGUUGGCAAUUUUGCUGCAAUCCUCCUCAAAAAACCGUGGGAAGUUCAUUGAGCUCGACGGCAUCGAUGCAAUUCUCCAGAUACUCAGUUCGUACCGCAAACGUGAUCCAGUUAAAGACACGGACGAAGAAGAGUUUGCCGAGAACGUGUUCGACUCCCUUAUCUGCCUCGUUGAGGAAGACUCCGGUAAAAGCAAAUUUGUUGAGGCGGAGGGUAUUGAACUUGCUUUGAUCAUGCUCAAAGAGGGCAAAUUCAGCAAACCUCGUGCUUUGAGGGCCUUGGAUCAUGCGUUAGGCGGAGUUACAGGGGCCCCGGCUUGCGAGAGACUGGUUGAGGCAGCCGGAUUGAAAACUGUCUUCGGCAUGUUCUUGAAAAAGGUUCGUCCCGACUUAUCCUACACAAACAAAGCGAAAUUAACAGCCCUGCAGCAAGAAGGUGAAAAUAUUGAACAUUUCCUCGGAAUUUUUGCUUCCCUUCUUCGUCUCCUUCCCGGGGGCUCUGCGUCACGCAUCCGAACAUUGGCAAAGUUCAUGGAAAAGGAUUAUGCACGAAUCGAAAAGCUAAUUAAAUUACGGCGCGACUAUGCCGCGCGCAUCUCGCCUGUGGAACAGCUCAUUGCAAAAGAGCGCAGAACUUUCGAUGAGGAGGAGCAAAGACUCAUGUCCGGAGAGUGGCUCUCCAGGCGCCUCGACGCCGGUCUGUUCUCAUUACAGACUAUUGAUGUUAUUCUGGCGUGGCUUCUUGCAGAAGAUGAUGGGGCAAAGAAAAAGAUCGUCUCACUUCUUGCCGACCGAGACGAGGAUCUGUCACUGGUCCGCGGAACAUUACAAGAGCAACUCGAAGGACUUGGCGAGGAGGAACCCGGCCAUGGGGAUUUCAGGGAUAUGCUCACCACCCUAUUGCAGUUUUUAUACCCCGCCAUCAUGGCUGAUUACGACGAGACAUAUGAGGAGGACUUCUAUGAUGACGCCGACGAGGGCAUCACAUCCGAGGAUUGCUGGACGGUGAUUUCGUCCUUUUUCGAUUCGAAAGGAUUGGUCUCUCAGCAGCUCGAUUCUUUCGAUGAGUUCAUUUCCUCGACGAUGCAAGAGCUCGUAGAAGAGCAGGGCCAGGUGGUGCUUGAUCAGACCCUCCCACCAGACGAGGACGAAGUGAGGCCGGUGGUCGUGCGUCGUUACGAGCUCAAAUUCGGUACUGUCAUGCUUUCGCGCCCAUCAGUGACAGAAGGUGAUGGUGCGACCACGAUCAUGUUGCCACAAGAAGCCCGACUCCGCAACCUCACCUAUGCCUCCCCGCUGUACCUGGGCGUCACGAAGAAAAUUAUGGAGGGUCGCGAGAAGUUGGCGAAGGAUGAGGAUGAUGAGGAAGAAGGCGACCAGAAGGGCCAGUCAUACGGAGGCCUUGAAUGGAACGAAAAGACGCUACCCCAGGAACAAAUGAAGGAGGAAACAGUUUUCAUUGGAAAAAUGCCAAUCAUGCUGAAAUCCAAAUACUGUAUCCUGAAGGAUCUCAAUGAACCCUCACUAUACGCCUGGAACGAAUGCCCCUACGAUUCUGGUGGUUACUUCGUUAUCAACGGGAGUGAGAAGGUUCUGAUCGCACAGGAGCGCAGCGCUGGCAACAUUGUUCAGGUCUUCAAGAAGGCACCCCCCAGCCCCACGCCCUACAUUGCUGAGAUUCGAAGUGCGGUCGAGAAGGGCUCGCGAAUGCUCUCUUCCCUUACCUUGAAGCUGUUCGCCAAAGGUGACAGCGCCAAGGGAGGAUUCGGCCCGACCAUUCGAUCGACGCUCCCAUACGUCAAAGCCGAUAUUCCAAUCGUCGUCGUUUUCCGUGCGCUGGGCGUCGUUUCUGACGAGGAUAUUCUCAAUCACAUUUGUUACGACAGGAACGAUACCCCGAUGCUGGAGAUGCUGAAGCCGUGUAUUGAGGAGGGCUUUGUCAUCCAAGAUCGCGAGGUCGCUUUGGACUUUAUUGCCAAGCGUGGCUCUUCACAAUCAAACCUGAACCACGAUCGUCGUGUGCGUUAUGCUCGGGAUAUUAUGCAGAAGGAAUUGCUGCCUCACAUCUCGCAGAGCGAGGGCAGCGAAACCCGCAAAGCAUUUUUCCUUGGUUACAUGGUCCACCGUCUUCUCCAGUGUGCUCUGGGUCGGCGUGAUGUGGAUGAUCGUGACCACUUCGGAAAGAAGCGCCUUGAUCUGGCUGGCCCCCUUUUGGCUAGUCUGUUCCGUGUCCUUUUCACCCGAGUCACGAAGGACCUUCAGCGCUACGUGCAGCGUUGUGUCGACAGCAGUCGCGAGAUUUACCUGAACGUUGGUCUCAAGGCCGCAACACUCACCGGUGGCUUGAAGUACGCUCUUGCCACUGGUAACUGGGGUGAGCAGAAGAAGGCAGCCAGUGCAAAGGCUGGUGUGUCCCAGGUGCUCAGUCGUUAUACUUUCGCCUCCUCGUUGUCUCACCUUCGCCGAACGAACACGCCCAUCGGUAGAGAUGGAAAGAUCGCUAAGCCACGUCAGCUUCAUAAUACCCAUUGGGGUCUGGUUUGCCCGGCCGAGACACCAGAAGGACAAGCUUGUGGUCUGGUCAAGAACUUGGCACUGAUGUGCUACAUCACCGUUGGAACACCGGCAGAGCCUAUCAUUGAUUUCAUGAUCCAGCGUAACAUGGAAGUUUUGGAGGAGUUCGAGCCUCAAGUUACACCCAACGCGACCAAGGUAUUCGUCAACGGUGUCUGGGUUGGUAUCCACCGUGAUCCCUCGCAUUUGGUCAACACCAUGCAAAAUUUGCGUCGCCGAAACAUGAUUUCCCACGAGGUCAGUCUCAUCCGAGAUAUCCGUGAGCGUGAGUUCAAGAUCUUCACCGACACCGGUCGUGUUUGCCGACCGCUCUUCGUUAUCGACAAUGACCCAAAGAGUGAGAACUCUGGUGGGUUGAUUCUGAACAAGGAACACAUCCGCAAACUCGAACAAGACAAGGACUUGCCCCUCGACAUGACCCCCGAACAACGUCGCGAACAAUACUUCGGAUGGGAUGGUUUGGUGCGAUCUGGUGCUGUUGAGUAUGUCGACGCAGAAGAAGAGGAGACAAUCAUGAUUGUGAUGACUCCCGAAGAUCUGGAAAUAUCCAGGCAGCUUCAAGCUGGUUAUGCCUUGCCCGAGGAUGAGACCAACGACCCCAACAAGCGUGUUCGGUCAAUUCUUAGCCAGCGUGCACACACCUGGACGCAUUGCGAGAUCCAUCCUAGUAUGAUCUUGGGUGUUUGCGCCAGUAUCAUUCCCUUCCCUGAUCACAAUCAGUCUCCCCGUAACACUUACCAGUCUGCUAUGGGUAAGCAGGCUAUGGGUGUGUUCUUGACAAACUUUGCACAGCGUAUGGAAACAAUGGCCAACAUUCUCUACUACCCCCAGAAGCCGUUGGCUACCACUCGGUCAAUGGAGUUCUUGCGUUUCCGAGAAUUGCCCGCUGGUCAGAACGCCAUUGUCGCCAUCGCCACCUAUUCUGGUUACAACCAGGAAGAUUCCGUCAUUAUGAACCAGAGCAGUAUCGAUCGUGGCCUUUUCCGCAGUUUAUUCUACCGUACCUACACGGAUACAGAGAAGAUGGUCGGUCUCCAGGUUGUUGAGCGCUUUGAAAAGCCCAUGCGCGCCGACACUCUUGGCAUGCGCAAGGGAACCUACGAUAAGUUGGACGAGGACGGAAUCGUUGCUCCAGGUGUGCGUGUUUCCGGUGAAGAUAUAAUUAUCGGAAAGACUGCUCCUUUGGCCGCCGAUGCAGAAGAGCUUGGCCAGCGCACGAAGGCACACACUAAGAUUGACGUGUCCACGCCACUGCGAAGUACUGAGAACGGAAUUGUCGAUCAAGUCUUGAUUUCCACCGGUAACGACGACCUCAAAUUCGUGAAGGUUCGCAUGCGUACCACCAAGGUUCCUCAAAUUGGAGACAAGUUUGCCUCUCGUCACGGUCAGAAAGGUACAAUUGGUAUCACCUACCGUCAGGAGGAUAUGCCUUUCACUCGGGAAGGUGUUGUUCCCGAUUUGAUUAUUAACCCUCACGCCAUUCCAUCCCGUAUGACAAUUGCCCAUUUGAUCGAGUGUCAAUUGAGUAAGGUGUCCGCUCUCCGUGGUUUCGAGGGUGACGCCACGCCUUUCACUGAUGUCACAGUCGACUCGGUCUCUCGUCUGUUGCGUGAGCACGGCUACCAAUCCCGUGGCUUUGAGGUCAUGUUCAACGGCCAUACUGGCCGCAAGAUGGUUGCUCAGGUCUUCCUUGGACCGACAUACUACCAGCGUCUCCGUCACAUGGUGGACGACAAGAUUCACGCUCGUGCACGUGGUCCGACUCAAAUUCUGACUCGCCAGCCCGUCGAGGGUCGUGCCCGCGAUGGUGGUCUCCGUUUCGGAGAGAUGGAGCGCGAUUGUAUGAUCGCUCACGGCGCCAGUGCUUUCCUGAAGGAACGUCUCUUCGACGUUUCUGACCCCUUCCGUGUUCACAUUUGCGAUGACUGUGGUCUUAUGACUCCAGUUGCCAAACUGAAGAAGGGCCUCUUCGAAUGCCGUCUCUGCAACAACAAGCAUCGCAUCUCGCAAGUCCACAUCCCCUACGCCGCGAAGCUGCUAUUCCAAGAGCUGGCCUCUAUGAACAUUGCCGCUCGUAUGUUCACCGACCGCUCCGGAGUAUCCGUGCGUUGA